UUAAGCAGAACCUGAUUCUCAAAGAUUUCUUCCAUUUCUGAAUCGAAUCGGAAUAGAAACCAACAAUUUUUGCUUUCGGUGUUCAUUCAAUUAAUUUAAUCCAUUUGGGUUCUGCAGUCGGUUUCAGAUCAUCCCAGUUCAGUUCAUAGCAGAAUCUACCUUGGAAGUGAAGUGUAAGAAUGGCAGGAAGUGUUUUUACUCCUUCUCUGGAAGAAAUGAAGCAUGUCAAGUCGCCAGAAGGCCAAAUGCUCACGAAGCCUUUCCUGGAUGUCUGCAGAAUGAUUUUGCCUGUUAUUGAUAAGUUUGGAGCUGCUAUGGUCCUUGUAAAGUCUGACAUUGGUGGUAACAUUUCGAGGUUGGAAGCUAAAUAUGAAACCAACCCAUCCAAGUAUGAACACUUGUAUGGUAUUAUACAAGAAGAGGUUGAUGCUAAAACAGCCAAAGGAUCAUCUAGUUGUACCAAUGGUCUUCUUUGGUUGACAAGAGCUAUGGAUUUUCUUGUAGAACUGUUCCGCAAUUUGCUUGCUCACCCUGAUUGGACUAUGUCACAAGCUUGUACAGACUCUUAUGGCAAGACUCUUAAAAAAUGGCAUGGCUGGCUUGCUAGUUCAAGUUUCACAGUUGCUAUGAAGCUUGCUCCAGAUAGGAAGAAGUUCAUGGAAGUGAUAGCUGGCUCAGGAGAUGUCAAUGCUGAUAUUGAGAAAUUUUGUUCCACUUUUCCUCCAUUUCUUGAAGAGAAUCACAAAUUUCUGGCUAGUGUUGGGUUGGAUGACAUGAAGGCUUCGUAAUGGAAAAGGCUUUCCAAAGUGGUCGAUACACAGCUUUUGUUUACAGUCAUCUUUAAAAUUACUUUCUGAUAUUUAUAUUUGGCUUAUAAACUUUUAAAUUGGAUUCCAUGACCUAAUAGUUAUUGUAUGAUUUGCUUUUUCCUAUCUGAAGAGCUUGACAUUGUAUGUCUUGAUUAGGUUUAGCUUUUCUUGACUUUAAUCUCUAAGAAUUAUGCAUUUACUUUUUCACACCUUUUUUUAAAAGAUUUUUUUUAAUAAAUAUGAAUAAAUUUU
This is a messenger RNA of Rubroshorea leprosula, 1061 nucleotides long. NCBI's taxonomy places the organism in Eukaryota, Viridiplantae, Streptophyta, Magnoliopsida, Malvales, Dipterocarpaceae. The record is from the annotation of a GenBank genome assembly.